AUGGCCGCCAUCAGCAUGCCCAUCGCCGCUCGCGCCGAGUACGCUCUCCACCAGCUCGCCAAGCGCGACAAGAACUGGGCCCAGCGUGAGCCCGGUGUCAUUGUCGUCUUCGUCAUUGUUUUCCUCGUCGCCAUCCUCGUCAUUGCCAUGUUCAUCAACAAGAAGAGGCAAGCUGGCAAAGGCAUGGCAUAA
This is a messenger RNA of Alternaria incomplexa, 192 nucleotides long. RefSeq lists its product as uncharacterized. Bases 1 to 192 code for a protein of 63 amino acids. The record is from RefSeq and is a predicted model, not a curated record. The transcript is spliced from 2 exons. Lineage: Eukaryota; Fungi; Ascomycota; Dothideomycetes; Pleosporales; Pleosporaceae.